ACUCACAGUAUCCCAAAAGUUUUAAAUACAUCCAAUGCUAAUCAAUGUGACAUAUAGGCCGGUCAUAAAUUCAUAUUAUAUAUAUAUGCAAUGUUAAUCUAGACCAUUGAGUUGCCACACAACAGUCCUCCAUUGAAUGCCAACAAAUAUAUAAAUAUAAAUAUAUAUGAGCUCUCACCCCACUUAAACUUCCUUUCUCCCCCAUGAGCUCCUCAACAAGAUCAUUGAAGAUAGGAAUUAUUGGGUUUGGUCCCUUUGCCCAGUUCUUGGCAAAGACCAUGAUCAAACAAGGGCAUCUUAUUAAUGCAACAUCAAGAUCAGACUAUUCUGAGAUUUCUGGACAUCUAGGUGUCCAUUUCUUUAGGGACAUGGAGGAAUUUAUGGGAUUAGAGCAUGAUGUGAUUCUGAUAUGCACAUCAAUUAUGUCUUUAUCAGAAGUAGUGAAGUCUAUACCAUUUCACUGCCUUCAAAGACAAACUUUAUUUGCUGAUGUACUUUCUGUCAAAGAACACCCAAAACAAGUCCUCCUACAGGAAGUUCCUGAGGACUAUGAUCUGGUGUGCACUCAUCCUAUGUUCGGGCCAGAAAGUGGUAAAUGUGGGUGGAACAAUCUGACAUUUAUGUAUGAAAGAGUGCGAGUGAGGGAUGAAGCUUUAUGCUCAUCUUUUCUUGCAAUUUUUGAAUGCGAGGGGUGCAAAAUGCUUGAAACAACUUGUGAAGAUCAUGACAGACUAGCUGCUGAGAGUCAAUUUAUUGCUCAUACCAUAGGCAGGGUAUUAUCAGAAAUGCAGAUUAAAAACACACCGAUAGACACAAAGGGAUUUGAGAAGUUGGUUCAAGUGAAAGAAAGCACAGAGAAUGAUAGUUUUGAUCUCUAUAGUGGUCUGUUCAUACACAAUAGGUUUGCCAAACAACAGAUGAAUAGUUUAGAAAGUGCACUUCAGAGAGUGAAGGGGUUGCUAGAAACAAGGAUGAACCAACAAGAUAGGAAGAAAAUAUCAUGAAAAGUUCUCCCCCCCUUUUCUGAAUAAAGUAGUAAGGCUACCCUCCCGUACGUUCCAUAUGCGUGGAAUUGCUUGCAGAAAGCGCCGAUACACCCAAAAUGGGGUUAUAAUGUUAUCUUAAUAAGCAUUCACUAGACCAAUCAAAACUCUUGCUUGCAAUACUUUCGGAGAUACUAGACCAAGAUCCAGUGCUUUUUGGAUAUCCUGGUAAAGGUACAAAACAUGUUAUAGUCGCCAAUCAAAACUCUUGUUAAUAACAUUUUGGCCAGCAGAAAGUAGAUUGAACUAUUUUAAGGUAUAUAUGUUAUGAGUAAUAUAUCAAAUUUUCAUCAAUAAA
Molecule: messenger RNA, 1341 nt
Organism: Erigeron canadensis
Lineage: Eukaryota; Viridiplantae; Streptophyta; Magnoliopsida; Asterales; Asteraceae
Product: arogenate dehydrogenase 2, chloroplastic-like
Exons: 7
Coding region: 204-1004 (266 amino acids)
Biological process (GO): L-tyrosine biosynthetic process
Molecular function (GO): NAD+ binding; arogenate dehydrogenase (NADP+) activity; prephenate dehydrogenase (NAD+) activity
Source: RefSeq, a predicted model, not a curated record